AUGACCAGAGUAGAUUUUGCAGGAUUAAUUUUUAUUGACUUAGUUGGUCGAGUCACCAAUAAGACUCAUACCAUACCUUAUGGUAGAAUCAAUGCUCUCAUCAUCGAGGUUAUUCUUGGUGGAGACUUCAGUUUGGCAACUGGUCAGACUGUGGAAUGCAAGGCCAUAAAUUCUAACAUUUUCAAUAAUCCCAAGGUAACUGCGCAGGGUUUGACCCCAGCAAUGCAGAUUUAUCUUGAUUUUUGCAGGACAAGAGAUAGGGAACAACAAGCAUUGUUGGAAUCUGCCUCUCCUUCGACGCGAUCUGAGUCCAACACUCAAUCUGCCAAUCAUGAGAGACAAGGUACACAAUCUCCUAAAUCCCUUAACUCUUCUCCAAAAUCUACUUCUUCGUCUUCAAAAGAGGGUGAAGAGUUGGUCACAUCAUUAGCCACUCUAGCCACACCCUCAUCCACCAUUUCAAAAUCCAACUCUAAAAGACACAUUGUUGAGGACUUAGUACCUCGCAAUGUGUACAAAAAGAAAUGCACAAAGAAAUCUGGAUCAGCUUCAGGGGUUGACAAUGCAACAAUCAUCAGACUCAAGGUCCCCCAAGGUGUUUUGGAAGCUGAGCAACAUUCCGAAGCUGACCCAAUCACCCAAGCUGAUCAGCCAAAAUCACCACACCCAUCUGUACUCUCCCAAAAGAGUGUAGACAAGACAAAGGGAACAACUGCUCCUACCCAACCCUCCCAAAAGGGUGAAGGUAUUGAAACAAAGACCUCCUCCCAAGGUCAUACUGUGAGUCCACCCAUUUCACCAUCAUCAACCUCCCAAAAGGUUGGUGAUAUCAUAAAAGGGACAACAGAGGAUCCAGCCCAGAUCCAACUAGAGUCAGAGUCUAUGCACAUUUUAUCUGAGGAUGUCCAGCCAAAGAGUGGUAGUAUCGAAUGCCAAGGUGACACUGCUGCCAUUUCCCAAGCUGGUCGGACUCUUCUCUUCUUACACUCUAAGUCUGCACAGGCUGCCAAUGUCACAUCUAAAUCACAAGAUGAGAUACAAGCCUCAUUUACUCUCCCCAAGGAUACCCUGGUGAAACAACACACCUUGGUUGAGGGGCAAUCUGAUUCACCCUUAAACAUUUCGCUUGCUAGAUCUGAGUCUACCCCUGUCUCCGGGCAGGUGGGUCCUGUAAGUUACAUGGACAUCUUUCGGGAUACCAUGUUAGCCCCUUGUGUAGCCAAGGAACUCACCACUUGUCCUCACGACUCUGGUGAGAAAAUAGUCACUAGUGUUGACAGUGACUCUUCAUUCGAUGAUGAGCUUGCCCAUCCAUCCUCAAGGGAUGUUCUGAUGGAAGAAACUAGUGAAGGAGUUGAUCAAAAUAAAGAUCAACUAAUUCCCACUAGCCUGCAGUCUGAAUUAAAAGCUAAAUAUACUCAGACUACUCAGCUCAUCAUCCCCUCUGCAAAAUCUGCUCAUGAGACUCACUCUCAUGAGAAAAUGAGCCUCAAAUUCCUUUACCUCCACCCCUCCAAAAUGAGCCUCAAAUUCCUUUACCCUAAAGUUGAUUGA
Messenger RNA from Erigeron canadensis, 1554 nucleotides. RefSeq names its product cell wall protein DAN4-like. The record is from RefSeq and is a predicted model, not a curated record. Bases 1 to 1554 code for a protein of 517 amino acids. The transcript has a single exon. Lineage: Eukaryota; Viridiplantae; Streptophyta; Magnoliopsida; Asterales; Asteraceae.